AUGGCGGAAUUAAACGGUGCUCCAGCAACGCUAAACACAAUGGCUGAAGAAGUUGUAGUGCAAAAUGAUUGUGAGUAUAACGUCACUAGUCCUGCACCGCCUGCAGAUCAAAAUUUACAAAUAAAUCUAGAUGGCGACGGUGGCAGUCUCAGCGCACCACAAGAAUUGCUAAUCCAUAGCAGAAAAAAACAGCUCCGUUUACAGCAACUAGAAGAGACCAUGCGUUUAAGAGAAGAGUAUUUACGGGAAAAAUUUCGCAUUUUAAACGCAGAAGAUGCAGACGAGGAAAUAGAAGGUUCAUGUGUUAUUGGCCCCACCAAAAUGUGUGGAACUAAUGUGAGCGGUAACACAGCAUUUUCGCCUACUCCAGUGCAGCCUGUACAAAAUAACAGAACCAACAUAUGUCCAGCGCGUGAGGUACCGGUACAUACGGUUAUGCAGUCACCACGUCAGCCGUCGACGCGGACUGCGGCAGAGCGUAGUCAGGCCUUACAUGUAGACUGCAACGGUAAUUCGCCAAACAUAUUUACAACGUUCACAGCACCAACAAGUACAGCACGUUCGCCAAAUCAGGUAUUCGCAAGUCAAUCAGCCGAAACCUGUAAUUUGACGACUUCGCAGUUUGCAGCGCGGCAAUGCGUGCCAAAAGACUUGCCGGUAUUUAGCGGUGACCCCCAAGAGUGGCAUAUUUUUGUUAGUGCAUAUGAACAGAGCACACAAAUGGCUGGUUACUCUCAUCAUGAGAAUUUAGUUCGCCUUCAAAAGUGUCUACGUGGUAAGGCUAGGGAGGUCGUGCGCAAUUUACUGGUAUUACCGGAGAUGGUACCUGAUAUUAUAAAUACGCUCAGAAUGUAUUUUGGACGUCCUGAGCAAAUACUUAGAGUACUUAUUGAUAGGGCGCGUCAAUUACCAUCGCCUAAGGGUAAACUUGAUCUACUCAUCGACUUUGCAUUUGCUAUCAAGAAUAUAGUAGCAAUAAUUCAUGCAAGCAAACUAAGCGGUUACCUCAACAGCCCAUUACUAUUGCAGGAAUUCGUUGAGAAGCUCUCUCAGGAGUCAAAACUUAACUGGGCAAUUUAUUCAACUGGCAUGAAUAACCCUUGCUUGGAAGAUUUUUCUACCUGGUUGUCCACAUUGGCUGAAGCAGCUUGCCGUGUUACGAAUCCGGCAUCACUCUCAGAGAAACUUAACAAGCGUGAAGCUCAUUUGCACACGCAUAAAUCUGAUGCCGUUUUAAAACAAUACGAAGAAGCAAAAUCUAUGCCCAGAUGCGCAGUAUGUAAUAACCCGCAUAAGGUUCCUCAGUGUGACCGGUUUAAAGCACUCACUAUGAAUGAGAGAUGGGACUUUGUUAAGAGGAAAAAUCUAUGCCGCCAGUGUUUGGGAACACACUCUCGCCGCUGCUGGAGUAACAAGUCGUGUGGGGUGGAUAGCUGCACAAUACGUCACCACAGGCUCCUUCAUUCUGAUGUUAACAAAAAUAGUGAAGUUUCAACGAUGCUGAAUAACCACCGUUCGAUUUCCAGCAACAACACCACAUAUUUUCGAAUCUUACCGAUAGUUUUGUAUGGAAGAAAUAAAACAAUAUCCACAUACGCGUUUAUGGAUGAUGGAUCUACACUAACACUUAUAGAUCAAACACUUGCAGAUGAAUUGGGUGAGGCUGGCGUUCCCGAUCCUCUAUGCAUUCACUGGACUGGAGAUAUAAACCGAUAUGAAGCUGAUUCGCAACGGCUCGAUUUACGAAUUUCAGGUAAUAUUCAAGGUGCGAAAAUAUAUCCACUCCGAGGUGUUUACACGGUUAGUAGCUUAAAUAUGUCAUCAUCAACAUUGAUUGCUGACCAAUUGAAAACAAAAUAUGCACAUUUAAAAGGCAUUCCCUUGCCAAACUUUAUUGACAUAGUUCCUAAGCUAAUUAUUGGCGUAAAUAACCCCAAUUUGAUAAUGGCACAGAAGAUACGUGAAGGUGGAUGGCAAGAUCCCGUAGGGGCGAAAACCAGAUUAGGGUGGACAAUUUUUGGUGGCGGUAAUAAUCAGAGUAAAGGUAACGGAUUAAACUUACAUAAAUGCGACUGCGAGAGCGAUAACAACUUGCAUGAACUCGUAAAGUCUUUCAUGUUGAAUGAAAAUAUUGGAAUUUCAGUGCCAAAGGUAAAUCCAGUUUCAAUGGAAGAUCAACGAGCCAUAGAAAUUUUGGGUAACUGCGAGUUGCAUGAGGACAGCUUGCCAACAGCUCUUAGUCGCUUUAAGUGUCUGGAACGUAAGUUAUCUAGCAAUCCUGAACUACAACGCAAUAUGCAGGAACAAAUUGACAACUUAGUUAAGAAAAAUUAUGCGACCAAGUUACCGAACGAAGCUAUAAAUGACCGUGGUGACAAAAUUUGGUAUUUGCCGGUUUUUAUUGUCCGCAAUCCGCACAAGCCAAAUAAAAUUCGACUUGUAUGGGAUGCAGCCGCAAAAUCUAGAGAUGUAUCCCUAAACAAUUUCUUACUGAAAGGGCCAGAUAUGUUAACUCCACUAGUAAAUAUAUUAUUCAACUUUCGAAUGGGUAGAAUCGCAAUAUGCGGUGAUAUCGAAGAAAUGUUCCACCGCAUUAAGUUACGACACCCAGACGCAGAUGCUCAGCGUUUUCUCUGGCGUACUAACAUGAAUGAUCCGAUAAACGUUUACAGGCUCAACGUUUUAAGUUUUGGUGCUUCUUGUUCUCCAUGUAUAGCGCAUUACGUGCGAAAUCUAAAUGCUUCGGUACACGCUGCUCAAAAUUCUCAGGUAGCGUGUGCAAUAAAGAAUCACCAUUACGUCGAUGAUUUUAUUGAUUCGGCUCGAACCGUCGACGAAGCUAUCAAAUUGGCAAAAAAUGUUCGAGAUGUUCACUCUAAAUGUGGUUUCAACAUGCGUAAUUGGUCAAGCAAUUCGCCAGAUGUUUUAGCAGCGCUUAAUGGAGAUGGGGAGCCACAACUUAAAUCAUUUGACUGCAGUAAGGAUGUCAUAAAUUUCGAAAAAAUACUUGAUAUCUGGCGAAGUGGAAUAGACUGGGAUCAACCGUUAAAUUAUGAACUUUCAUUGAAAUGGAAAACUUGGAUUGAAUACAUUCCCGUUAUUACUAGCGUGUCGGUACCGCGUUGCUACUCUCCACUCCUUUACGAGGAUGACUGUAAAGUACAACUGCAUACGUUCGUAGACGCAAGUGAAAAUGCAUACGCAGCCGUAUCAUAUUUUCGUAUUGAAGCUGGAGGUCACGUCGUCAGUAGGUUGGUGGCAGCUAAAGCAAAGGUCGCACCGUUGCGCCCGCUCUCAAUACCACGACUGGAACUACAGGCUGCGGUAAUUGGUGCACGUUUAACAAACAUGGUUGAGGAAGCACAUCAUAUAAAAUUUGAGAAACGUUGCAUCUGGAGCGACUCAAAAACCGUUCUAAAGUGGCUUCAUGGGGAUCCGCGUAAAUUUCAACAAUUUGUAAUGUUUCGUAUCGCUGAAAUCCAAGAAGCAACUGCUAUCAGUGAAUGGCGUUGGAUACCAACAAAAAUGAAUGUCGCUGAUAUUGCUACGAAAACGAGGCCUUGCAUUGAGGUAGCUCAUCAGUGGAUAAAUGGUCCCGCUUUCCUUACUUUACCUACUAAAGAGUGGCCGGAACAAGAAGAUCUGGGUACGGUGAACCCUAGCGAAUUUCGAACUAAGCUUCUAAUUCACAACGUGCGAAAGGUAAAUAUCAACUUUGAAUAUUUUUCGAAUUGGCUUCGACUAUAUAGAGCUAUAGCAAACUGUGUGCUUUACAUCGAAAAACUUAAACAACGGCUCCAAAUCACAUCGGAAGGCAGUCAUCUAACCGCAUGUCAUUUUCGGCGUGCAAAACUGUUUAUUUUUAAGACAAUCCAAAUGGAACAUUUUGACGACUGGUCAUUGCUUAAAGUUGGUAAGCCUGUAUGUAAAACUGGUCCGCUACGAAACCUGCAAGUUUAUAUGGACGACGAGCAUCUCAUUCGCGUGAAAAAUAGGGCAACAUAUUUUCAGUCAUGCGACCAGCCUCAACGUGAUUUCAUUGUUCUACCACCUGGUCAUCGAGUAACCUAUCUUAUAGUAGAUCACUAUCAUCAACGCUUUUACCAUAUUCAGCACGAGACAGCCUUGAAUGAGGUAAGACAAUUGUUUUUUAUACCAAAACUGCGAUCGUUAUUUAAAGCUGUGAGGCGAAAUUGCCAAGUAUGUAAAAUCGCGAACGCCGCUCCGCAAGCUCCACAAAUGGCGCAAUUACCCACAGCCCGGCUUGCCGCAUAUUCUCGUCCCUUUACAUAUGUUGGAAUCGAUUAUUUUGGGCCGAUCUUAGUUACUGAAAACCGCAAGGCGAAGAAGAGGUGGGGAGUAUUGCUGACCUGCCUGACAAUAAGAGCUAUACACAUAGAAAUAGCCCAUUCUCUAAGUACUGACUCCUGUCUAAUGUGCUUGCGAAAUUUCAUUGCUCGCCGUGGCUGCCCUGUUGAAAUAUAUAGCGAUAACGGUACGAAUUUUCGCGGGGCAGAUAGCUUUUUAAAAGACGAGCUGCUUAAACUGAAUGCUUCUAUCGUAGAACGUGAACUUGCUCACAAAGGUAUCGCCUGGAAGUUUAAUCCACCAGCUGCACCUCACAUGGGUGGAGCAUGGGAACGCCUAAUAAGAACAACAAAGGCAGUGCUGUAUAAGAUUUCGCCGUCGCAGAGAUUCUCUGAUGAAAGUUUACGUUCGGCUUUGCUGGAGGUGGAGAUGAUCAUUAAUUCUCGACCGCUGACAUAUCUAUCGCUCGACUAUGAAGACCAGGAACCGAUUACCCCAAACCAUUUUUUAUUGGGCAGUUCAAAUGGAGCCAAGCCGUUUUGUAAACCUGAAGAAAUUAGCUUAAAAAUGAAUUUACGUCAAAGCGAGAUGUUUGCGAAUUUAUUCUGGCGUCGAUGGGUACGUGAAAUGAUUCCAUCACUUACACGUCGCAGUAAAUGGUUUGAAAAAGUGAAACCCAUAAGCGAGGGUGACAUCGUAUUGAUUGUCGAUGAAAACGCAGAAAGGAACACUUGGCUAAAAGGUAUAGUCGUCGAAACAACGAUGGCAAAAGAUGGACAAGUAAGGCGUGCUAAAGUAAAAACGAGGCAAGGUGUUUUAGAACGACCAGCAGUAAAGCUUGCAGUGCUCGACAUCGGCAAAGACAAGGCAAGCUCCGAAGAUUCGUCCGCUUACCGGGGGGACAUUGUUGCCGACUUAAGCAACCCGUAA
Messenger RNA from Anastrepha ludens (Mexican fruit fly), 5238 nucleotides. RefSeq lists its product as uncharacterized. The transcript is spliced from 3 exons. The record is from RefSeq and is a predicted model, not a curated record. Gene Ontology annotation, molecular function: nucleic acid binding. Lineage: Eukaryota; Metazoa; Arthropoda; Insecta; Diptera; Tephritidae. The coding region runs from base 1 to 5238 and encodes 1745 amino acids. Gene Ontology annotation, biological process: DNA integration.